ACGUUGAUAACAUUGUUUUUACGACGAGGUAUAAUUCCAUGCUAGCGCACUUACGUGACGAUCGGAGUCGAAUAACGCGGAGUGUGUUUUCGGUACUCUUUUUUUCCUUCUAGCAGCGGAAACACGAGCGACGGCACGUUCGUUUUAUCGCUUUUAUUAUGCAACUCGGUGUUACUUCUAAAUGAAACUUUUCUUUACGUUAUUUUUAUAUUACAGUGCGCACGACGUUACGUGCACGUAGUUAGCCUAAUUCAGUUGCAGAAAUAAUAACAAAGCUCUUUUCGAGGAAUCUUUGCAGUUUUUACUUCUGUUUUUUUCAUGUUUAUUUCAAUUGCGAUGUAUUUUUUAAUUUUUUUACAUAAUUUCUCAAUAGCACAUUUUUCUUAUUAGGGAACAAUAUGCUCAAGUCGCUACAUUUCGUCGGAUUGACAGGUAUCCUAACCUAUAUAAUCGCCAACUUUAAUGCUUGAUAUCUCGGUUUGCGGGGCAGAGCGACACUUUUUUCCGCCAGAUUCGUUAGUUUCAUGUGAAAACGCGUCGAAUGAGCCUAAUUUCAUCAAAAUCGUAGCUAUGUCCAAUGAGGAACGCUUGAAGAAACUUCUAUCAGAUUUGGGAAAGGCCACCCUUCGUGGAGUUCGGAAGUGUCCAAAAUGUGGGACUUACAAUGGCUCGCGUGGACUUUGCUGCAAGAACAAAUAUUGCGACGCUGUGUUCAAGGAACCUGGAGAAAAGCGAAAGCUAUCCACAGAGGCAUGCAAGCUCAUCACAGGCUCAACAGUACAAGUAUAUUCUGUACGAGUCAAGGACAAGGGACCUGAUUACCGUGGCUUUGUACAGUUACCGUUGAUAAAUACCACCAUUUCAAAUGACAUUACGAUGCUUAUUUCACAAACUGCAUUAUGUUUUGUCGAUAGCUGUGAGAGAAGUUUUCACACUAGCGUCCUCAAAUGUCAUGAGAAGGGUUAUUCAAAUACUGUGUUCACAUGCCAGCAUAUACAAACGGCAUUAAAAUGUUAUGCGCAAGCACAACCAUUGACUUUGAAAAAUUCUAUUUUGUCGUCGCUGAAUGUAAAUAAUGAAAUGAAACAAGAGAUAUGGUUGUUAGCGACGGAAACCUCUGGUCCUUUGGUACAAAGAGUCUCAAAGAAUAUCAUGGCGGUCAAAUGUAAAGCUUCUCCAAAACAUCCUCUAGGCUAUCUUCAUUUUUCUUUCUUCGUUAGCAAAUUAAAGGACAAAAUAGAACAUCGUUAUUUCUGUAGUUGUACUACAUUUAAGGGCACAACGAAGAGCGGAGAUAAAGCUGACGGCACUUCGUCGUCACAGUCAAAGCGAUGUGUGCAUUUUUACGCAUGCAUUUGUGCUUUUGCUAGCGACCCAAAGCUAUCCGAAGAAUUUAGUUAUUACAUAAAUCUAGAUCAAACACAGUCUAGUAUAGAAAAGCCUCUAGCAACUGUACCGCAAAAUGAAGAAGAUAAAAUUGUUGGAAUUGAUCUUGAUAGUUUAACUACUGACGAAACAGAUACGCAUCUAUUAAUUUUUCGUGACGAUACUUUAACUGUACAAAGUCUUGAUGGAAAUAGAUUAGACUUAGAUUCUAUAAAUUUAGAUUCCACAAUUUUACCACAUGGCAUUGUUGAAAAUAUAGAAGUAGAAUGCGAUCGCAGUUUAUUAGAUGAUAAUAGUAUAAUAUCACAAGUUCACAAUUUAGAAGUAAUUGAUCAAAAUGGUGUUCAAUUAGGAGGAGGAAAUACCAUAAAAAUAUUGGAUGAUCAAGGGACAAUUGAUACAAAAUACAAUGUUCUCAAUAACAGUCAGUACAUAUUAAAUGAUAAUAACAUAAAAAUAUUGGAUUCGAGCACAUUGAAGGUUCUAGAUGCCAGUACUACAAUCUUGGAUGUGACUAAUGCAAAGCUUGUUGAUAAUAAUAUUACCUUGAAUAAUGGUGGUGUCAAAAUUGUUGACAGAAACACAGUGGUACAGUACAAUAACAAAAGUACAUCAAAUUCCGAAGGUAACACAACGCAACCGACAAUUUCGACGAAACGGAAAAGGGACGAGAAGCACAUGAAUAACAGUAAUUCAAAUCUAAAUUCGAGCGAAUUAAGAAAGACGAAAGCAAAGUCACAAAUUGUUAAAAAAUAUCAAAAUACAUGCGACGACCUAGAUGAAGCCAGCACGAAUUUGCCGUUUAUCAAGUGGCUCGCUUCGAUAACCGAGCGAAUAAAUCAGACAAUGCAUUUCCAGUUCGACGGUAAACCCGAUCCCCUGGUAUUCCACGUACCACAGAUAUUCUUUGACUGUCUACGCGAACGCAUAUCGUGCGGCGGCAAAAAGAAACGUUUGCCAAAUUCAACGACGGCAUUCGUUAGGAAAGAUGGAGUACCACUAGGAACAUUCACUAAAUACACAUGGCAGAUUACAAAUAUCUUGCAUGUAAAGAGUAUUUUCGAGACACCAUAUAUACCUUUAGAAAUCACGAGAAGUUUCGUGCAAAACGCAGAUGGAACGUAUGAAUUGUAUAAGCGAGAGGAAACAGAAAUAGAUCGUUUUAAAAAGACGAAUAAUAAUGCGUUAAUUAAACCGUUAGAGUUAAAGACAUAUUUAAAAGUGGGAAAUACCUCUCCGAAUCAAGUCGAACCUACACCAUUCUUGAUAGAAUGGAUACCGGAUAUUUUGCCAAUUUCGAAGAUUGGUGAGCUUAGAAUUAGGUUUGAAUUUGGACAUGUAAAAAACGAAACAAGCCAUAAAUGGAGGAAAGUUGCACUUUCUAAAAAUGAUUAAAAACAUCAAGUUUUUCUUUGUUGUCAUAAACAUUUAAAUGAUAUUUGAGGAUUUACAAGAUGAGACAAAUAUUACUAAUGUAUUAUUAAUAUUAGUAUUUGAUUAUACAGGGUGUUUGAUAAUUAAUUAUUAAACUCUCACAUGGAAGUGAAACGAAUUAAAUUUAAAAAAAUUCUGUAUUAUUUUGUGAUUUUUGCAAUAGUUAUCAAGUUAUUAAUUUAUAAGAAUAGUUGAAUUCGCCCGGCUUACUACCAAACGUCUACGCAUAGAGAGAUACGACCGCAUAACUGUCAUCGUUGCUAAGUGCACGACAAAAAUUUGAAGGUGUGCAUCACUCCAAUGCCACUUACCACAAACAAUAACUUUUGCGUUCCUAGCAGAACAUCGAUCGCUGGCGGCCGCAUUUCGCCGCGUGCAUAGGUUUGGCAAUGGGCCGAGCAAGUUCGACUAUUUUUAUAAAUUAAUAACUCGUUAAUUAUUGCGAAAAUCGCAAAAUGGACAAGAUUUUUCAACUCAGUUUAGCCCAUUCUACCUGUACCGUGAGUUUAUCAUUAAUUAUCAAACACCCUAUGUGUAAUUUAAAUGAUCAUUGACCAGUAUUUAUAGUCAUAUUCCCAAUGAGAAACGAUAAUGGAAUUGAUGUCGAUUCAACAUUAAUUCAAUGUUAAAAUCAUAAAAAUGAUAUCGUUUUGACAUCGAUCCGAUAAGUCAUUUCUUACUGGGUUAUUUCAAGACAAUCUUAAAUAAUAUCUUAAGAUGCUAAUAUGGUUCUCUGAUUAGUUGAUAAUAUUUUAAGAUAAUACUUGAAAUGGUCUCAAAUAUAAAUAUCGACUAUAAAUAGCGGUCAUUGUUUCAUAUUAAGAGUUAUGAAUAACUACAUAAAAUUUUAUUAAUGAAGUUUUAAGUGAUAAAUGAAAUUACUGAUUAGAUGACAAGUAGAACAAUAAAUAAUUGUAUCUUUUUAGUAUAAAGAUUAAUUAGUACAUUUUUAUAUAUCACGAAUUCAAAGACUGAUGUAAUUUUUACAAUUAAAUUAUAUUAAAUUGUUAUUUAAUUUGACAAAACAUUACUUUUGGUUUAUAAAAUUAGAAAGUGUGUUCCUUAACGAUAAAAAUUAAAUUUAAUUUAUAUACGAGGUAAGGCAUUUAACUUGAGACAUUCAAAUUUGGAUAUCUGGACAUUUGGAUGCUUAAAUUAAAUGCCUCACUCUGUAUAUAUAUGAGAAUUGGUAAUUAUAUCCUUUACGCAUUGUAUUUAUACAGAGAUCUACAGUUGCUGGAAUACAAUUUCGUUUUCUUUAUAUUAUAUCUUGUGGUCUUAUAUAAUUUAAUGAGAA
Molecule: messenger RNA, 4117 nt
Organism: Solenopsis invicta (red fire ant)
Lineage: Eukaryota; Metazoa; Arthropoda; Insecta; Hymenoptera; Formicidae
Exons: 7
Coding region: 463-2781 (772 amino acids)
Cellular component (GO): nucleus
Molecular function (GO): zinc ion binding
Source: RefSeq, a predicted model, not a curated record